CAACUGAUCUGGCCGGCGAUGUGAUGUGACAAGUGAAGACGGUGACGGUGAUUGGUGUCGGCAGGGUAGGGAGAGGGAGAGCGACGGGCGUCUGCUGCAAGGCGCAAGAGGUAUUUGUUCCCUGGAACGUGGACGGAUGGUGGUGUUUGCAUUCGGAUCUGUGGAAGGACAAAGGGGAAAAGGAACAUGACAAGUUCUGGAAGCAUAUUCGAUCUCCUUACUGGCAAACCAUAUGCGUCCAGCGUUUUCACGGCCAACCGAAAUCUUUUCCAGCAAGAAAAAUCGUUUUCAUUGCUAACAUUUGUUGCAGGCACAUUAUUUUCUGUCUUUUGCCAUUAUGUACUCAUCAUAUGGGCCCCACCUGGCAGCGAGACGGCGCCUUGGCCCCACGUGCAGGUCGCAAACAAGACAGAGAGAGGAGGAGGAGGAGGAGGAGAAAGAGGAGCCGCAGAAGACGAGGACAGCAGCCCAACAAGUCAGGGAUCGAUCGAUCGGAUCCAACUCUGUCCGUCCGUGCUAUAAGACGAGCCACCGCCCGGUUCCCAAAUUCCUCCUCCGUCUGCCUGCCUUCCGCGACCGCCAGAGUCCUGCACUCCACAACAACCAUCGACAACAAGCGCCCGAGCACGCGGCCGCGAUCUCUCGCCCACCCACCACCCGCGCCAUGGCUUCCACCAAUGGCGGCGCCGUCAGUCCUCUUGCAGCGACCGUUCCAGUUGAGGCGGUUCUGUUUGACAUUGAUGGUACCUUGUGCGACUCGGAUCCUCUUCAUCACAUCGCUUUCCAAGAAUUGCUUCUUGCGAUUGGGUACAACAAUGGUGUGCCGAUUGACGAUGAGUUCUUCAUAAACAACAUCGCUGGAAGAAGCGAUGCUGAAGCUGCCCAGAAUUUGUUCCCAGACUGGCCCCUCGAAAAGGGGCUGAAAUUCCUAGAGGACAAAGACGUCAAAUACAGAAGUUUGGCGAUGGAGCGCCUAGAGCCUGUAAAGGGCCUCCACAAGGUGGUUCAGUGGGUGAAAGAUCACGGCUACAAGCGUGCCGCAGUAACCAAUGCCCCAAGGAUCAAUGCAGAGCUCAUGAUCAAACUUCUUGGUCUAUCAGACUUCUUCCAGGCCGUGAUUGUUGGAGGUGAAUGCGAGAAGCCAAAACCCGCCCCCUUUCCAUACCUGAAGGCCCUCAAGGAGCUCGGAGUGUCCGCAGCACACACCUUCAUCUUUGAGGAUUCCGCUUCAGGGACACGCGCAGGUGUUGCCGCCGGAAUGCCCGUCGUCGCCGUCUCGACGAGGAACCCGGAGAAGUCCCUACAGGAAGCUGGGGCCGCAUUGAUCAUCAGUGACUAUGAAGACCAGAAGCUGUGGAACACGCUCGAAGAGAUUGAUAGGGAGGAAGCGAAGCUAAAGACUGGUGGAGCCUGAAAAAGAUGAUGGUGAUGAACAAUUGAUUAGACCACUGCAAUCUUACCCAUUCUUAUGAUUUAAGGGAUUCUACGCCCCAAAGUUAUUAUGGAAGGGCAGAGCUCAUCUAGGUAUUUUGAGCUAUUAGUUUGGUAUAUGUGUUUCUUUUUAUUGUCUAGUAGAAAAUCAAAUAAAAAACUUUAGUGCCGAUGACAUGAGAUUUGUUCUGUUGAUGGGACCUAUGAAAAUGGUAUAUCUGUCAGGCUCAUUGCCUACCAGCUCUGUAUUUUGACUGUUUGACCACUCUGUUUGAUUGAGCUUCUCUUUAUUAAUAUGAAAACAAUAUGGUAAUGAUGGA
Triticum aestivum (bread wheat) is the source of this 1751-nucleotide messenger RNA. Its product is annotated as haloacid dehalogenase-like hydrolase domain-containing protein Sgpp. Lineage: Eukaryota; Viridiplantae; Streptophyta; Magnoliopsida; Poales; Poaceae. Bases 338 to 1414 code for a protein of 358 amino acids. The transcript has 5 exons. The record is from RefSeq and is a predicted model, not a curated record.